CUCCUAAACUAUACUUCUUCAUCAGGGAGUCACCCUAAAACUAAUCACGCCAUCACCUUUUUGUCCAACUGUAGAUGAUAAUCCUAUUUGAGCUUCACCUAUCAAUGAACCGAGUGUGUGUCGAGCUCCUAGAUUUCCGCCACUAAAAAUACAUGACCACGGUAAGACACAAACCCUCUACUACACGAUUGGAUUAUUGAAACUAACUUAAUCGGAUUUCGAUAUUCAUAACACCAUUCAAAAGCGAUAGACCUCACAGAUCUUGUGCCUGGAGACAACAACUGCGAUUUUCAUUGUUAAAAAAGAAAAGCCAGACUAAAGCCAAGAGGUUGGAGCAUGGAAGCAUGCACAGAGAAGUAAUCCAGCCGUGGGCUGAUCAGAUUAAGUGAAUCAACACUACAUGGUCAUCUAUCUAUAGGUCUAUGGAUACAUUUUCUCUGGGUGAUUAUUGUUUCUUUGUUUUGUAUCUCCUUGAAAUGUAAAAUAUUACAUGUAUCUCAAAUUGCAAGUUUGGAAUGUAAUAAUUUAAUAAUUAGGCUUGGAUUAGGAUAUAAUUAGGAUUGUAGCAGAAGCAGUGAUCUCAGGUAUGUCUCUUGAACCCACUUUUUUUAUCCUCUUACAAUUAUAACAUCACACUGUGUUUUUGGAACCAAUCCAUUAGAUUCAAUGGUUACAAAAAACUUUAUCGCUAUCAUAAAAACAUGUUUAGAAAUAGGAUGACAAAAAACCAUUACAAAACAGUCGGUUUAAAAAUCAAUGGUAACCAAAGAAGUUAAAAAACACUAAGAAAAUCUCAGGACCUCCAUCAUAAAAUAUGACAUCCAAAGAUGGCCGGAACUCCGGAAGCCAUCAUGUGCAAGAUCUUGAUACACUUGUUGCCCUUUCCCCAAUCAUCAACCAAUUCCGUCCAUUUUUAGAGAAAUAGUUUGUGUAUAAAGCUAUGUGGUCUUUGCUGUGAAGGAUGAUUGCAUCCGCAUCCUAUUUAAAUAGGAAGUUGAGCAUUGCCAAUUAGUUGAAACAAUAAAUGAGUUUACUAUUACACCACCCAUCCUGACCAAUAGAAAUCAAGCAUUGAAAACACCAAAUCUUUGCCUUCAUUUUACACGUACACACUAAGAUUUCACCACCUGGUUGAACCAAUAGGAGAUUUGUAGAAUUGUGCAAGCAAACCUACCUUUUUUGAUGAAUAGUGUAACCGCAUGCAUCAACCAAUAGAAACAUACGAUGUGUUUUGGUGAACUGUUAACCUUUUUGUUGGCCAAUAAAAAUUGGACAAUUUUGAUCUCACCAACAUGUGCAAAUCACAUUCUCGUGCCUUCAAAAAUCUGAGCACAAAAAUUGUUUUUGCAAUAAUUUUUGAUGAAAAAUGAACUAAACCAUGAUGUUGACAUAAAUGGGAGGGAACACUAUUCACAAAAAAACUGCUCCUUUAGAUAUUAAUAGAUUUUAGAGCAAAUAAAGCAGAUGUGUACUUCACCGUAACAUCAUUGGGCUCGGAGGUCACCGAAGGACCAAUGGUGGUGGCGGUCACUUACCCUCCCACAGCGUUGACCUCCACCGUCACCAUCAGAUCACAACUCACAAGUGGUCUAGCUUUCCUAGUGCCUCCUCCCAAUGCUCUCCCAUUCCUUCAUCGCCGCCGGCUUCAACUGCUCUUUUGUCCUCAACUCUUGCUCCUAUGACAUUGUCAUCUACGACAAUUCCAACUUUGGGUCUUCUGGGCCGCCACAUCACAAACCAUUCCUGCGGUUUUGUUCCUCAUCAGUAGAUCAACCAUGCAUGUACUCUUACUUCUGCCAUACUGGAAUACCACACAUGCCUACAAGGACAACACCUUGACACUAUUCCCUUUCCCGAAGAUCAAUGUGACAAAGCACAAGAUUGGGAGCCUCAAGAUUCCGUGGGAGUUAGAUUUGUUCUUCAAAGGGGAUGAUAGUGAUAUGAAGCGGGAAGGGCAUGGGGCGGGACGGGCUUGAGCCCACCUUCGUGGGCUCGCUGCGAGCAAUUUAAUUAAUUUUAAUUAUUCCUUUUAUUUUGUUUCCUAAUUUAUUUUGUUACCUAGUAUGAUUUAAUUAGGACUUCUAUUAAUUAGAGGUUUCCUAUUUCUAUUUAGUUUCCUUGAAUGGUUUAAUUGGACUCCUAUUAUGUUUCUUACUAUGAUUUAGUUUCCUAUUCAAUUUUGGAUGUAAGGGUUAUAUAAACCCCUGCUUAGGCUUAUUCAAAUCAGGCAUUAAUAAUAUUGGUUUUAGCUAUUUAGCUCUGGGCAACGGAUCCAGCCGUUGAUUAUUUUGGGCAACGGGUUACCCCGUUGAUUUUAUUUUUCUGUUCUUAUCAAUUGGUCCGACCUGCCGGAUCCCGUCCCGCCAAGAUGACGAGAUCUCAAAAUGAUCGAUUGACAGAGCUGGAGAACGAACAAACUCGUAUGAGAGAAGAAGUGACCCGGAUAAGGGCCGAACAGGCAGAGCAUGGUGGCAAGCUGUCGGAGAUCAUCGCCUCACUAGCGGCGUUGACCCAGGCGAUGGUCCCGCCGGUCACACCGAAGAAAGCCGCGGAUGGCGUGGGUCGAAUCCCGGCAACCGAGCUGCAUGGAGAAGGCGUGCUGAGCAAUCCAACUAUAACGCUGCUUCCGUCGUUCGAUGGGGGAGACCCAAUUGGGUGGAUCGCUCGGGUAGAGCAACAGUUCGAAUUACACAACACUUUACCGGAAAAGAAGGUGGUUGCCGUGAUGGUAGCUAUGGAAGGAGGAGCGCUUUACUGGGUGACCUGGCUGAGAUCGCGCAGACCUGGGAUGACUUGGGCAGAUUUCAAGCAAGCCUUGGUGGACAGAUUUGAUUCUCGAUUUCAGGGGAAUAAGUAUGAACGAUUGUCCGGAGUCAGGCAAAUUGGGUCUAUAGAAGAUUACAAUAUCUUGUUUGUUCAGCUAGCAAGCCAAGUUCUAGGGUUACCCGAUGAGCACUAUUUGGGAUAUUACAUGAGCGGUCUUAAGGAGAUAAUCCGAAGCUCGCUGCGAUUGCUCCGACCAAACAACCUGGAGAUGGCUAUGGAAUUAGCUUGCGAAGUGGAGUAUAAUCUGUCCGUCCAAAGUGGAGAAAGUGGCAGCCUGAAUUAUCAUUCCUCAGGGGUACGUUCUAGCAGCCUGUUAAGGGCAAACACAGGUUCCCCGUUGACUGCCAUUGGUGGCAGCUUACAGGGUUCGGAGGGCAGCUUUGCGAAAGAUAGUGGACAACCUCCGGGGAUGAAGUCAGGGUUGUCUGGGCAGCCUACGACACGCUCUCAGUUCACUCGACUUCCGCCAGCAGAACUGCGGGCGAAAGGAUUAUGCUUUAGGUGCAAGAAACCAUUUACACCAACACAUGACUGUCCCUUUAAGCAGCUGCGGGUAAUGAUAACUGAGGAGGAUGAAGAGUUGGACCUCAAGCAGCAUGAAUUCUGUGAAAUAACCGGCCAAGAAAAGGUCCCGGAAAGAGAAGAAGGAUAUUUUCCAGUCUAUACUAUGUCUGGAAAUUUCAGUUCCCGAUCCGCGAGUUUUCAACCUUGAGGACAAGGUUAAUUUUAAGGAGGAUGGAUUGAUAUGAAGCGGGAAUAGCAUGGGGCGGGACGGGCUUGAGCCCGCCUUCGUGGGCUGGCUGCGAGCAAUUUAAUUAAUUUUAAUUAUUCCUUUUCUUUUGUUUCCUAACUUAUUUUGUUUCCUAGUAUGAUUUAAUUAUGACUUCUAUUAAUUAGAGGUUUCCUAUUUCUAUUUAGUUUCCUUGAAUGGUUUAAUUAGGACUCCUAUUAUGUUUCUUACUAGGAUUUAGUUUCCUAUUCAAUUUUGGAUGUAAGGGUUAUAUAAACCCCUGUCUAGGCUUAUUCAAAUUAGGCAUUAAUAAUAUUGGUUUUAGCUAUUUAGCUCUGCGCAACGGAUCCAGCCGUUGAUUAUUUUGGGCAACGGGUUACCCCGUUGAUUUUAUUUUCCUGUUCUUAUCAGAUAGGUCUUGCAAGGUUAUUUCAGUCAACAGAUCCGACGAGAUUGAUGGGUACCAUCAGAUUUGGAACUACACAUUGUUGCGGAAUGGACCAAAAGAGCCAUUGAAAGAAACACAACACUAGUAUAGAUGUGCAGCCAAAUGACCGAGUACAUAAAUCAGUGUCCAUAUGGCAGACAAGCGGACUAGGUAGCCAUAGUUUUGGCCUGGUCAAGCUUAUCCCUUAUUGCUUCCCAAAAUGCAGGCAUGGCUAUAUCGUCAGGGACUUCUUUGAAAGAAGGCAGGUAGUUUACAUCCACGAUGAUGUGGUCACCUGUGCCAUCCUGAAUCACGACGUCAAAGCCUAAGAUUGUGAGGUCUAACGUACUCCGGAGCCAAUUAGCAGCAUCAGUCACAAGUUGAAGAUUGAUAACUUUAUUAGUACCACAACUCUUAGACUCGGUAUCUCCAGAUUGUGUGUUCUCUUUAUCCAUAGGCAGAGAUUGUAAGCUGUCAAACAACAAUGGCUUUAACUCAUUUCCCUCAGAUAGUUUCAUCAAGGUGUCUGCAUUAGGUGUAGACUUCUUAAUUGCAUAAAAAACCUUCUUCCCCACAACAUAGAAUUUAUACAAAGUAGAUGAAUGAUCC
Messenger RNA from Cuscuta epithymum, 4592 nucleotides. The record is from the annotation of a GenBank genome assembly. NCBI's taxonomy places the organism in Eukaryota, Viridiplantae, Streptophyta, Magnoliopsida, Solanales, Convolvulaceae.